AUGAUGGAAGAUGCUAUACACUGGACCGCGAAGCAAUAUCAAGGGGGUUCCAAGUACCGAGCGUCCUGCGACAGCUGUAACGAGGCCAAGGUCAGGUGCAGCCAGGACAAGCCUACUUGCAGCCGGUGUCAGAAAUCCCAGCGCACGUGUGUAUACGGUCUAUCUCGUCGCUCGCACAAGUCGGCAGCUCGUCCAGGUGCUUCAGCUCCACCUUCGUCUCAACAAGAGAAACGACGGGAUUCGGAGCAACAACAACAAAAACGAGUGAGCAGUCCCCUAAGAUGCGAUACCACUACGCCAACAACGACAGCAACAUCUUCAUCGUCGACACAAACGAUGGCGACGACUGCAACUGAAAAUCCCAGUACCACACAUUCGACGCCGUUGGGAGGCAUCAUGUCGUCCUCCGGAUUUCCGGACUUGGGGUUUGACUCGACUUUCUUCACGGGCACGUCUUCUCUACUAGACACAUUGCUUCAAAAUGGAGGGGGAAUUGGCUCAGACUUGAUGACGACAAGUGGGGGCCAAGAGUUCUCAGACCUCGGCCUUGACUUUACCGUGGGCGACCAGACCGUGGCGGACAUGGACGAUCUAUGGGAUGGGUCGACGCCCAUGUCCACUACAAUCUCGGCAACCGCUGGAGGGUCCUCUUCUUCUUCGUUCUUGGCCCACGGCAGCUCCGUUGCUCCCGUGGCAGCAUCGGCAUCAGCAUUAUCCUCGUCCUCAUUUUCCACCAGCUCCUCUUCAACGCGUACUUCAAGGUUCAUCACCAAGUUGGCAUCGACGAUGCCCCCUCUGUGCGCUCAGGGAUACCCGCUCGACGUCCAGCUCUCGAACCUCAAGGCUGCCAUUGGCUUUGCCGAAGAGGGUCUCGGCCUGGGCCUGGGUCUGGGCCCAGAUCAUUCGGACUGGGAUGACGCAAUGCCGCUCAUGUUCAGCACGCUUCUGUGCAGUAUAAUCAAGGGGUUUGAGAACUCACUCGACAAGCUGGAUGCUGCCGUCACGGGGGGAGAAGGGUCAGGUGAAACCAGCGGCAGUGGCAGCAGCAGUAGCAGUAGCGAUAUCAUGGGUAGUACUACCAGCUCGAUCCACAGGCGCGCACUCUCCAGCGCCAGCAUCAACAGCAACACCAUAGCAACAACUCCCUCGUCAUCGCCCACGGCGAGGCAACAACAGCAACAGCCGCAGUUCAGCUGGGGCGCGCUAAGCAUCGACGACGACAACGAGCUCGCGCUGCUCAAGCGGCACAUGUGGCUCGUCCAGUUCCGGCGCGUCGACGCCGUGCUGCAGGGCCUCGAGGCGCGCAUCAAGGGCAUGAAGCACGAGCAGAUGGACCAGGCGACGGCCCAGAAGAUUCUCGCAUCCAAUCAAACCCACAUGUGGCUCAAGCAACGUGCGCAGCUCGUGCGGAACAAGUUCCAUGCUGGCUGUACUGCUGCGAGUGCCGCUGCGGGUGAAGGUGCCUUUCGGUGA
Messenger RNA from Microdochium trichocladiopsis, 1473 nucleotides. RefSeq lists its product as uncharacterized. The transcript has a single exon. The coding region runs from base 1 to 1473 and encodes 490 amino acids. The record is from RefSeq and is a predicted model, not a curated record. NCBI's taxonomy places the organism in Eukaryota, Fungi, Ascomycota, Sordariomycetes, Xylariales, Microdochiaceae. Gene Ontology annotation, biological process: regulation of DNA-templated transcription. Gene Ontology annotation, molecular function: DNA-binding transcription factor activity, RNA polymerase II-specific; zinc ion binding.